AUGUCUACUGACUUUGUUAAAUGCAAUCCCAACAAUGUUGAUUCACCAAGUGAUGUCCCUUCAGGAACUGAUAACGAAGUUUUAGAAGCGGAUCUUGAAGAAAAGCAGCGCCUGAUAAGUCAGAUUUUGGAGCUACAACAUACACUCGAGGAUUUAUCUACGCGAGUGGAUGCUGUGAAGGAAGAAAAUUUAAAAUUACGUUCAGAGAAUCAAAUCCUUGGCCAGUAUAUUGAAAAUAUGAUGGCAAAUUCAUCAGUUUUUCAAUCGACAUCACCACGUAUUGAUGGAAAUAGGUCACGUACAAAUAAAAAAGCUGAAAGAUGA
Molecule: messenger RNA, 324 nt
Organism: Schistosoma turkestanicum
Lineage: Eukaryota; Metazoa; Platyhelminthes; Trematoda; Strigeidida; Schistosomatidae
Source: the annotation of a GenBank genome assembly